Molecule: messenger RNA, 2519 nt
Organism: Gekko japonicus
Lineage: Eukaryota; Metazoa; Chordata; Lepidosauria; Squamata; Gekkonidae
Product: zinc finger protein 532-like
Exons: 2
Source: RefSeq, a predicted model, not a curated record
AUGGGAGAUAUGAAGACCCCCGACUUUGAUGACCUCCUUGCAGCAUUUGACAUCCCAGAUAUGGUUGACCCUAAAGCUGCUAUUGAAUCUGGACAUGAUGAUCAUGAAAGCCACAUAAAGCAGAACGUGCACACUGAUGAUGAUUCCCAUGCACCCUCGUCAUCAGAUGUCGGUGUAAGCGUCAUUGUGAAAAAUGUGCGGACUAUCGAUUCUUCUGAAGGAGCAGAGAAAGAUGGCCAUCAUUCCACGGGCAAUGGUUUGCAUAACGGGUUUCUAACUGUAUCGACUCUAGAAGGUUAUAAUAAAGAGGAAGGGAAAUCUCUGAAGGAUGAGAGCUCUGUUUCAGAGACUACGCUCAAAGAGUCUGCCUUCAACCAGUUUAGUCCUAUCUCAAGUGCCGAAGAGUUUGACGACGAUGAAAAAAUUGAGGUGGAUGAUCCUCCAGAUAAAGAAGACAUGCGUGGAAACUUUAGAGCAAAUGUAUUAACGGGGUCUGUCUCCCAACAGGAAUAUGAGAAGCUAAAGGUACUCGGGGGAGAAAACCUCCUUAAACCUGGGGUUGCGGGUUCAGGUAAUGCAGAUAAAAACAAAGUUGUUAAAAGAGACUCCGAAGCAAACUCAACGCCUUUAGGUAUGUACGAACCUUUUAAAACAAGGAAAAUAGAUGAUAAGCUGCUUAAAGAAAAUUCUGAAAAACUACUUGAAAACAGGGCACUUGACGGGAAAAUGGGCACAGAAAAAGGAGAAGUAACCCUUGCCAGUGUUUCACAGUCUAAAGCGAAAUCAUCCGCAAAACUCUCCUCAUGUAUUGCUGCAAUUGCAGCGCUUAGUGCUAAAAAAGCGGCAACGGACACGGGUAAAGACCCUCAGUCUCAUUCAAGAGAAUCUUCUCCACUGCCGAAAGAUAUGAAUGAAAGUCCCAGGGCCUUGGACAAAUCACCAGAAUCCCAGAGUCUCAUUGAUUGUGCUAAAAAAUCCUCAGCGAAACAGCCUGAUAGUCCUAGGAGCGUAUCGAGUGAAAACAGCAGUAAAGGGUCUCCUCCGUCUCCUGCAGGCUCAACACCAGCAAUUCCAAAAGUCCGCAUAAAAACCAUCAAGACGUCAUCUGGGGAAAUCAAGAGAACGGUUACAAGAGUGUUGCCGGAAGUUGAUUUGGACAAUGGGAGGAAACCAGACCCAACUGGUUCCAUGGUUGCUUCCAUGACAUCACUGCUGUCCUCUCCAACUUCUGCAGUCCUUUCUUCUCCUCCUAGGGCACCUCUUCAGUCAACAGUCGUCGCCAAUGCCAUGACGUCAGCGGAACUCGCUCCCAAACAGGUCACCAUUAAGCCCGUGGCUACUGCUUUUCUUCCAGUAUCGGCUGUUAAGACAGCAGGGUCACAAGUUAUCAAUCUGAAACUGGCUAACAACACAACGGUGAAAGCGACAGUAAUAUCUGCUGCGUCGGUACAGAGUGCCAGCAGUGCCAUUAUCAAAGCCGCCAACGCGAUCCAGCAGCAGACUGUUGUGGUGCCAGCCUCAAGCCUUGCCAGCGCAAAACUUGUGCCAAAGACGGUCCAUCUUGCCAACCUUAAUCUACUGCCUCAAAGUGCUCAGACCACCUCCGAACUCCGCCAAGUGCUAACGAAACCUCAGCAACAGAUCAAGCAGGCAAUAAUUUCCGCGGCAGCUUCUCAGCCUUCUAAAAAAGUAUCUCGAGUCCAGGUGGUGUCGUCUUUACAGAGUUCAGUGGUUGAAGCUUUCAACAAGGUGCUCAGCAGUGUUAACCCUGUCCCGGUUUACGUCCCAAACCUUAGUCCCCCUGCAAACGCAGGCAUCACUUUGCCCACGCGCGGUUACAAGUGUUUGGAGUGUGGGGACUCGUUUGCUCUUGAAAAGAGUCUGACACAGCACUACGAUAGGAGGAGUGUGCGGAUUGAGGUCACCUGCAAUCAUUGCACAAAAAACCUUGUUUUCUACAACAAAUGCAGCCUCCUCUCCCAUGCUCGGGGACAUAAGGAGAAAGGGGUUGUGAUGCAGUGUUCCCAUUUGAUUCUGAAACCGGUUCCAACGGAUCAAAUGAUUGCUUCCCCAGCAAGCAGUACUUCCGUUGCGUCGUCUGUUCUUCAGAGCCCCGUUGGCAUGGGCACCCAUACUGUAGCAAAGAUACAGUCCGGCCUAACUGGGACAGUCAUAUCGGCUCCAGCAAGCACUCCUGUUCCUCCAGCUAUGCCUCUAGAUGAAGACUCAUCAAAGCUAUGCCGGCAUAGCCUGAAGUGUUUGGAGUGCAACGAAGUUUUCCAAGAUGAGACAUCUUUGGCUACACACUUCCAGCAUGCUGCGGAUUCAAGCGGACAAAAAACCUGCAGUAUAUGCCAGAUGCUGCUUCCCAACUUGUGCAGUUUUGCAUCGCACCAGAGAAUCCAUCAACAUAAAUCUCCCUACACCUGUCCGGAAUGUGGCGCCAUCUGCCGAUCGGUCCAUUUCCAGACCCACGUCACCAAGAACUGCCUCCAUUACACACGGAGAGUUGGAUUCCG